This is a messenger RNA of Lolium perenne, 684 nucleotides long. The record is from RefSeq and is a predicted model, not a curated record. Lineage: Eukaryota; Viridiplantae; Streptophyta; Magnoliopsida; Poales; Poaceae.
AUGGAGGCUGCCGGUGUCCGUCGCCGCUCCUUCCCGCGCCGCCUCGACCAUCCGCGCCACCAGCGACCUCCGCCGCCUUCCCCGCCUCCGUCGAACGCCGCCGCUACCUCCCCAACACCCGAAAACCACUACAGCCGCUUGGAGGGAAACCGCCGCCGCCGCUUGGGGGUCUCGCGCGCUGCCGCCUGCACGGACCUCCGCGCUGCCAUCUCGAGGGGCUCGCGUGCUGCCGCUGGAGGGCCGCUGCCGCCAUAUCAAGGGCUCGCGCGCUGCCGCCGGAGCCCACGGACCGCCGCCGCGCCGCUCCUUCCCGGCGCCGGCGCUGCUCCUUCCCAAGCCGCCGCGCGCCGCUCUCUCCCGCGCCGCGCGCGCUCCUUCCCAAGCCGCCGCCGUGCCGCUCCUUCCCGCGCCGCCACGCUGCUCCGGCCGCCGCCCACGCGCCGCUCCUUCCCGCGCCGCCGCUGCUGCUCCGGCCGCCGCCUCACGCGCCGCUCCUUCCCCGCUGCCGCCUCGCGCCGCUCCGGCCGCCGCCGCGCUGCUCCGGCCGCCGCCCCGCGCGCCUGCUCCGUCCCGCGCCGCCUCGCGCCUGCUCCGUCCAGCGCCGCCUCGCGCCGCUCCGGCCGCCGCCACACAGCUGCACAUGCUGGGUCGAGGACUCGAGGGGUGAGCGAACGGGGCGAUUGA